This is a messenger RNA of Lampris incognitus (smalleye Pacific opah), 1361 nucleotides long. RefSeq names its product NSE1 homolog, SMC5-SMC6 complex component (gene nsmce1). Lineage: Eukaryota; Metazoa; Chordata; Actinopteri; Lampriformes; Lampridae. The record is from RefSeq and is a predicted model, not a curated record. Bases 228 to 968 code for a protein of 246 amino acids. The transcript is spliced from 8 exons. Gene Ontology annotation, cellular component: Smc5-Smc6 complex; nucleus. Gene Ontology annotation, biological process: DNA damage tolerance; double-strand break repair via homologous recombination. Gene Ontology annotation, molecular function: ubiquitin-protein transferase activity.
AGUUGACCUUUCACGUUUUAUAGACGUACGCAGUUUGUUUGGGAAACGCGGUGAAACAGUUUCAGGUACCAUAAACAAACUGAAAUACCCCUAAACGCCGAACCGCUGCGAUGCUCUUUAUCUGAAGACUCUUUUUAUCUCAACGGAUCUCGUUAGAAUCCUCGAUAUUAGCUGUUUAACUCACUUUUACUACACCAAGAAGACCAGCUUGCAAGGUAAUUUCAACCAUGACACAGCCAAUGGGAGACAGCCAUCGAAGGUUCUUGCAAACCAUGAUGGCUCAUGGCAUCAUUGAUAAAAUGAUGGCAAGGAGCCUCCACAAGCAUUGUUGUGAAAUACACAAAGCACAGUAUGCCCAUGACAGACUGGAUGAAUUCAUUGGUGUCAUCAAUUCACGUCUGCAGCCCAUGUUCAUGCAAAUUAGAAAAGGAAUUUCUGAAGACAACGGUUUCGAGUACUACGCCUUGGUAAACUUGGCGAAUACUGACGUGACCAAAAUGUCAUCUGAUUAUGCUGACAAUGAAUUGGAGUUGUUCCAGAAAAUAAUUGAUCUAAUUGUGGACUCUGAUGAAGGGAUCGCCUGCUCUACUGAAAUCCUGAACCAUGCCGACAGUUUGCAAUCUAAAAAGCUGAAAAAGAGCGAUGCAGAACACCUCCUGCGCCGCCUUGUACUUGACAAUUGGCUCAAUGAGAAACAGGGCAACUACACAUUGACCACCAGAUGCAUCAUAGAUAUGGAUCAUUUUAUCCGCACAGUGUAUGCAGACCGGGUCAAAAUGUGCAGCAUCUGCCGCAGUAUUGCUCUGCAGGGCCAACUGUGUGAAAAUCCUACAUGUGACAUAAAGAUACACAAACCAUGCGUGGCCAGAUACUUCAAAGAUAAAGAAGAUCCAAGAUGCCCAGCCUGUGAUGAGUUCUGGCCACAUGAAAUCCCUGAAGUCGGACAGUCCCAGUCACAGCCCAGAUGAAGCCUGCAGCCCUCUUUUGAUGGCGGUAAAUUUCUGUUAGUGUUUAUUAAGUUGCUUAAAUUUUUGAAAUUGUUAGAGUAAUAACUGCACUGACGGUUUUAUUCUUAAUUUUUUUGUAUUUUUGGUUUUUGUACAUAUCCUGUUCUUGCAGUUAUAUGACAAAUAAACUUGAACCUAGAUGUUUUAUAUUCAUUCAAUUUAUUUUAUGUAUGUAUUCGUAUUUUCUGUACUGAGUGUCAAGCACUUUGUAACUGUGUUUUUAAAAGUGCUAUAUACAUAAAAUUUUACUUACUCCAGCAUCAAGCAAAAUAUGAUGUUAAUUUCUUUCAAUCUAUAUCACCAAUAUGGAGUUGGUACCAAUUUCUUAGGAAAAAAACUUGCUGAAAGUGAAAU